AUGAAAGCUAUCAUAUUAUUAUAUGUUAUCAUAUCAAUAUUGAGAAGUGAGUCUGUAUAUUCAAAAGGUACUCUAAGUGAAUUCAAAGUGUCAGCUAUUCACGAACUGCUUAAAAAAGGUGGUUGGAAUUGCACAGACGUCAUAGAAUAUUUUAUAAAGCGAGCAGUUACAUACAAUCCAAUAAUAAAAGCAUUAAUUAACUUUAAUCCAAAGGCACAAGUCGAAGCCUAUGAUUUGGAUGCCUCUUCUAUCAUGAAAAAAAAAGUAUUCAAAGGGCAAUUACAUUGUAUUCCACUUAUUAUAAAGGACAAUAUAGAUGUAGCUGGCGUACCAUCCACAGGUGGAAUUAAAGCUUUAAGAUAUUCAAUACCCAAUAAAGAUGCACCUGCCAUUGAUAAACUUAGAAAAGAAGGUGCUAUUGCUAUUGCCAAAGCAAACAUGGCAGAAAUGGCAACUGGUGACUUGGAAAAUAGUGAAAUGGGUGGUCAAUGUUUGAAUCCAUUUGAUUUGAAACGAACAUGCGGUUCAUCAAGUUCGGGUUCAUGUGGAGGAAUUUCAUCAGCAAUGGCCAUAAUUAGCUUGGGAACUGAUACAGGUGGUUCAAUAUUACAACCAGCAUCAUUUAAUGGUUUAUUCGGAAUGAGAACAUCAGUUGGAUAUCCAAAAACUGAGGGUAUUAUUCCACUUUUUGAUAAACAAGAUGUAGUGGGUCCAAUCGCUAAGCAUCUAGACGAUCUAGUCUUGGCGUAUAGCAUAAUGGUUGACAAUAAAACUAUACAAGAAAAUUAUUUGAAAAAAGUUGAUCCCUCCAAAUUAAAACUUGGAUAUUUUACAAAUUUUUUCAAUACUUUUAAUAUAACAUCUCCUAAGUUAAAUAAUAAAAUGUAUUACCUUGAUUCAGAUAUAAAAGAAAUCAUGUUAAAUACAAUCAAAAAAUUUAAAUCAUUAAAUAUUAAUGUUAUUGAGAACAGUCUCAAUCAAACAGAAUUAACUGAAUUAAUCAAUGUUAUUUAUACUAUUACUGAUCAAGAUGUACAAACAAUAUGUUUAGCUUCGUGUGCAAAAUCAAGCUUAAACAAUUAUUUUAAUGAUUCUAGUAGAUUUGGUGUGGAUGCACCUUAUAAAAAUUACGAUCAGCUUGCUUUAAGUUCACUAUUAACAAAAACAUGGGUUGAAAGAUUCUCUCAAGGAAAUUUACUUGGCGCAGCUUGCUCGGCUAAUUGUCAGGGAUACGCACAAAUGAUAGUAUCUUUUAAGAAUACUAUUGAUAAUUGGUUUAGUUCAAAUGAUGUUGAUGCUUAUAUUUUUCCAUCGUUUGCUCAUCCACCAUAUCUCUUGGUAAAUGAUUCAAGUCGAGCCGAUGCUAAUAGAAUUGAGAGUGUUAUGGGCAUAUCUCCACUUACGUACUAUCCAUCAAUUACUGCACCAGUUGGUUUUUCUCAGCCAACUAUAGAACAACCAGAUGGUUUACCAGUUAAUGUCUUUCUUUUUUCAAAGCCAGAAAGCUUCGAUAAAGUUUUUCAAAUAUUUAAAUUGUUCGAAAAUUUGGGCAAAAUAGAUAAAUUACCGUCUACAACUCCUUUGCUUCUUUCUAACUAA
Molecule: messenger RNA, 1599 nt
Organism: Rotaria socialis
Lineage: Eukaryota; Metazoa; Rotifera; Eurotatoria; Philodinida; Philodinidae
Source: the annotation of a GenBank genome assembly